Molecule: messenger RNA, 3325 nt
Organism: Neopsephotus bourkii (Bourke's parrot)
Lineage: Eukaryota; Metazoa; Chordata; Aves; Psittaciformes; Psittacidae
Gene: PIGN
Product: phosphatidylinositol glycan anchor biosynthesis class N
Exons: 28
Coding region: 73-3048 (991 amino acids)
Biological process (GO): GPI anchor biosynthetic process
Cellular component (GO): endoplasmic reticulum membrane
Molecular function (GO): mannose-ethanolamine phosphotransferase activity
Source: RefSeq, a predicted model, not a curated record
GUUUUCUGUUUCUGUGCAGAAUACAAUGAGCCCAGAAUUGGUAGUAAACAUAGAAAAAGCAACUUUGAGUGGAUGUUUGCUAUACAACGGCUUUCCCUAGCUGUCUUUGGCUUGUGUUUGCCUGAACAGACCUUAACAGUGUCAUGCAAUCAGCUGGUAAAGUGUAGUAUGUUCACAGAGGCAUUGUGUUGCCUGAGUAUUCUCUUACUGGUGCAGUGUUGGACUUUGCUUUGCCAGCCUGCUGUUGCCAUGGGGGUAUCGGUCUUCAUACUUGCUGGUCUCCUUGUGCAUUGUGUGUUCUUGGUCUCCAUUUUUGACAUCUACUUCAGCUCUCCCCUGGUUCAUGGUAUGACUCCUCAGCAGACUGCACUGCCACCUCCAGCAAAACGUCUUGUGCUCUUUGUGGCUGAUGGUCUGCGGGCAGAUUCACUGUAUGAAUUGAACAGCAACGGUACACCCCGAGCACCUUACCUGCGAAGUAUCCUAGAGAGCAAUGGCAGCUGGGGAAUCUCUCACACAAGGGUCCCAACAGAAUCCAGGCCAGGGCACGUUGCACUUAUAGCUGGAUUUUAUGAAGAUGUCAGUGCAGUUGCUAAAGGGUGGAAGGAGAAUCCGGUGGAAUUUGACUCUGUUUUCAAUGAAAGUAAAUAUACUUGGAGCUGGGGAAGCCCAGAUAUUUUGCCAAUGUUUGCAAAAGGUGCUACUGGAGAUCACGUUUAUACAUUUUGUUACACAGCAGAAAGUGAAGAUUUUGGAGCACAAGAUGCAGCCGAGCUAGACAUUUGGGUUUUUGAUCAUGUUAAGAGCUUCUUUAAUUCUUCUAGAAGUAAUCAAACAUUGUUCUCUGUGCUGAAUGAAGAGAAGGUGAUUCUGUUCCUACAUUUGCUAGGCAUAGACACGAAUGGACAUGCUCAUCGACCAAACUCAAGGGAAUACAAGGAGAAUAUUAAAGAAGUUGAUGAGGGUGUAAAAGAAAUUGUUUCGAUGAUUGACAAUUUCUAUGGAAAUGAUGGAAGAACUGCGUUUAUUUUAACUUCUGACCAUGGAAUGACAGAUUGGGGAACCCAUGGAGCUGGUCAUCCCUCAGAAACUUUAACACCACUGAUUGUUUGGGGUGCUGGGGUGAAUUAUCCACAGAGAGUCACAUCCCAAAAAUUUGAAGACAAUUUUUUGAAAGAGUGGAAACUGGAGAACUUGAAGAGGCUGGAUGUCAAUCAGGCUGAUGUAGCACCACUGAUGGCUUCCCUUAUUGGUGUGCCUUUUCCCCUGAACUCUGUGGGAACUCUGCCUCUGGAAUAUCUGAACAAUAGUGCUCAUUUCAAAGCAGAGAGCAUGUUUACCAACGCUGUUCAGAUAGUUGAGCAAUUUAAGGUAACUAAACAUACGGUAAAGAAAAAAUAUUAUCUCUUUAUAUUGUUGUACAGACCACUUUCUGACUCUGAACAGAUCAACUAUUUAAAGAAAGCAAGACUAUAUAUUCAGCAGCAGAAGUACGAUGAAGCGAUAUCUCUGUGCAAAACGCUGAUUAACCUUGCUUUGGAAGGCUUGUCUUAUUACCAUACUUACGACAGAUUAUUCCUGGGUUUAAGUAUUGCAAUGAGUUUUGUGGGCUGGACGACUUACGUGAUUUUGGUGAUUAUCAAGACCCAUACUAAUUUGACCAAGGCUGUCCAGACUAAUAAUAAGGAAUCUACUGUUCUCCUCUACGGUUUUGCCUUUGUUGGAGUGAUGAUAGCUUUUUUCCUGUUGAUUCAAACAUGUCCUUGGACAUACUACAUAUACUGUCUCUUGCCAGUACCAGUGUGGUAUGCAGUUGUGAAAGAACUUCCUGUUAUUCAAGACCUUGCCACAAAUCUCUUGUCACAUAAUAUGGUUCAGUCUGUAGGAUUCAUCUUCAUUUGUAUACUGGGAAUUGAAAUACUAGUCUUCAGCUUUUUCUACCGCUCUACACUUACUCUUGGUCUUCUUGUCUUUGCUGGCUGGCCAGUGGUCACACAACUGUGGGCUCAAGCAAAGACAAGCUCAUCAAUCUGGACUUUUCUGUGUGUGCUCCUGGCAAUAUUUCCUUUAAUGCCUGUUGUAGGAAGAGAAUCAAACAUUCCUCUGGUAAUAGCAGCUGGUUUGCUGACUCUCCUGAUCUCUUGCUUCUCACUGGCAUCUCUUUGUAAAAACAAAAAUAAAUACAGAAAUAAUCAAGAUCUGAAAGUGUAUUUUUAUCAGAUGUUGAGUAUUGCACUUUCAACCUAUGUUGUGAGCAGUACCCAUGACAGUCUUAAGAACAAACAGGGAUUGCCUCUAUUGAAUCAAAUUAUCAGCUGGAUGACUCUAGUUUCUUCCUCUGUGUUGCCAUUACUGAGCUCCACAUUCCUCUUUCAGCGACUGUUCAGCAUAUUGCUCUCGCUGAUGUCUACCUACCUGCUCCUCAGCACAGGGUAUGAAGCUCUGUUUCCACUGGUGCUAUCUGGUUUGAUGUUUGUGUGGAUAAAUAUGGAACAAGAAGCACUGCAGCACUAUGGUCUUUCACUUAAACCAAAGCUUGCUGUUUUCAACUUCACCUGUGCUACUGAUAUAACUCAGUUGCGACAGCUCCACCUAGAUGAUGUCCGCAGGUCUUUCUUCUUUGUUUUCUUCAUAGUCACAGCCUUUUUUGGCACUGGAAACAUAGCUUCUGUUAACAGUUUUGAUCCUGCUUCUGUCUAUUGUUUCUUGACUGUGUUCAGUCCCUUCAUGAUGGGAAGCUUGCUUUUGCUGAAGGUUGCCAUCCCGUUUGUUCUGGUAUCAUGUGCUUUCGAAGCUGUUCAAGUCACAACACAACUGUCUUCCAAGAGCCUUUUCCUCCUUGUUCUUGUGAUUUCAGACAUCAUGGCUUUGCAUUUUUUCUUUUUGGUUAAAGAUUAUGGAAGCUGGCUGGAUAUUGGAACAAGCAUUAGCCACUAUGUGCUGGUGAUGUCUUUGACCAUAUUUAUGAUGCUGAUGAAUGGGCUGGCCCAGCUGCUAACUACACAGAGACUUCAACUUUCCAAAGGGACUAAGCACCAUUCCACAUGAUGAAGUGAUACAUGCUCCUGCCUUGUUCCUAUCCUCAGGCUUCCUCUGAACCAAACUCCACCUCUGGAAUGUACAUACAAGUUGAUGGACUGGAGUGCCAAAAUCCCAUCCAGGGAUCAGAGUGCUCUGCUGAUACAAAUUAAGUGCUGCCUGUGACUGAAAUUUGCAUUUGGAGGUUGCCAUUUAGGCAUCAAUGGGGCUCAAAAAGCCUCCGCUUUCUUCUCUAAGUGUAUGUAUUUCUUGAAAAUAAAACCUGAAAAAAUCUUUUUAGAAGAAA